Molecule: messenger RNA, 1047 nt
Organism: Pseudovirgaria hyperparasitica
Lineage: Eukaryota; Fungi; Ascomycota; Dothideomycetes; Acrospermales; Acrospermaceae
Exons: 2
Coding region: 1-1047 (348 amino acids)
Source: RefSeq, a predicted model, not a curated record
AUGUCCGACUCCAGGAAGCGCACUGCCGAAGCGGCCGGUCUGGUCGAGGACUCGAACGACCAUGCGAGCAAAAACGCAAAAAUACCACCCAAAGAGCCCCAUGAGCUCGCACGUCGCCAGGUCGUCGGACUGGCGAAACACCAGUAUCCCUCCUUCACGCAUGGCCGCCAUCUUUGCCAGUUUGCCAUGGCUAUGCGCGAUAAAAGUAUAGAUGCGACUGCAAUCACCGCCUCUAGGAGCUGGCUGUCGAGAUACUUCGCCGACGAGGUGGGCAAGGCCGCGUACGAUGGUUUGGAGGACUGGACUGGUGUCCUAGUUGCUGCCGUCUUGCUCGAGAUGGACAACGAGGCGACCAGAGCAGAUGACGCGGACAAAAGAAAUGACAUUACCUUUGCAGUACAGUUCAUCGCCUAUCGCGCCACUAACAAGAUUCUCAUCGCGUCCAGCAAAGAUGUCGAGGCAUGCUUGGAAGGCAAAGCUAGCCCAGAGUGUCUUGAGAAGGUGAAGCAGGCUUGGGCGAGCUGCAAGUCACUCCGUGAUAUCCUCAUUCAGAACAUACAAGACAUCACCAUUAACGCGGCCUUGGACGCACAAGUCCAGCUCGACACGUGCAAAUGGCUGUGGAGGGAGGUCCGGAAUCGGAUUCGAAAUGGAGAGGCCAUGUGCCACGUCUUCAAGGCCAGCGAAUCGCUACAGCCAUCCAGAUUCAAGGAACGUUUCGCCAGCGUCUGUACGCAGAUGGAGCGGAGCGACUGUGUGCUGAGUACCAAUACCAGGCGAGGGUUUGUCCAAGCUGGAGCAGCAUUCCCCGUUCCAAGCACUUCGACCUUUCAGGAAACACCUAGCCAUUUCGAUGAUCAUAGCGGCGACGAAAUGUAUUGGUAUGAAUCGUUGAGGGAAGACCUCGAGAUUUGCGUAGAAGAACGUGCUGCAUUCGAGAAACACGCCAAAAACUUGCUACAGAGAUUGAGCUUUAUGGCUCAGUGCAAUGCGGACAGGGCGAGCGACGGAGCAGCGGUAGCAGUCGGGAUGCUCGAAGCGUUGUGA